UCCGCUCUGGCUCGCGGCAGUAAACAUGGCGAAUGGCUAAACGAGUUUGAGUCACUUGGCUCUAAAUGUUUGAAUUAUAGUUUUGUUUGGGAUAUACAAACUAGUUUGUGCACAGAGGAGUCUCUCUGGCUCUGCACAGAUCUCUGUGCGAUUAGAUUUCCGUCUGUUGAAAGGACGAAAAUAAACCGACACAAUGGGGCGACGUUCAACCUCUUCCACCAAGAGUGGGAAGUUUAUGAACCCCACGGACCAGGCCAGAAAAGAGGCCCGGAAAAGGGAGUUGAAGAAGAACAAGAAGCAGAGGAUGAUGGUAAGGGCAGCUGUGCUGAAGAUGAAAGACCCCAGGCAGAUCAUCCGAGACAUGGAGAAACUGGAUGAGAUGGAAUUUAACCCGGUCCAGCAGCCUCUUCUAAAUGAGAAGGUUUUGAGGGACAAGAGGAAGAAGCUUCGUGAGACAUUUGAGCGAAUCGUGCGUCUGUACGAGAGGGAGAACCCCGAGAUGUACAAGGAGCUACGCAAACUGGAGCUGGACUAUGAGAGCAAGCGUGGACAACUGGCCCUCUACUUCGACUCUGUCAAGAAUGCAGAAUCCGUGGAGGUGGACAGUAUUCCUUUACCGGACAUGCCCCACGCUCCAUCAAAUAUUAUGGUCCAGGACAUCCCACUGCCAGGAGCACAACCACCGUCUAUCCUGAAGAAGACCUCUGUUUUUGGGAAGCCCCCCAUGAUGCCUCCACUGCCCAGUAUCCCACGUCUGCCUCCAGGAAAGAAGCCCCCAGGCCCCCCUCCCGGACCCCCUCCUCCACAGAUCCUCGCUCUGUACGGCAUACCAGCACGCCGCAUCUAUGGGCCGGAUUCAGACUUGUCUAUCCCUGGGCUGGAUAGGGAAGCUGCUAUGGAUAGGGACCGGGGUAGUGACAGUGAUAGUGACCGGGGCAGUGGCAGUGACUCUGGAGAGGACAGUGAGGAUGACCAGGACAAAGUCGGAGACGAGCGGAGGAUGGAGGAGGACACGGGAGGGGACAGGCACGCAAGUCGCAGAAUCCGUUUUGCAGACAUGCCUCCAGAUGCCUCACAAGAAGGAAAGCAGAAGAAGAAACGGCUGGUGAAGAAGACCAAGGCAAUCACCCCUCUGCAGGCUAUGAUGUUAAGGAUGGCAGGCCAAUCCAUCCCCGAGGAGGAUGAGGAGGAGGAGGUGGAGGAAGAGUACACAGAUGACUCUGAAGGAUCAGACACAGAGGACAGAGGACCCCCAGGGGACACCCAGGCUCAGCUCAUGUCCCAGCGGCUCCCUCCUCCAGCGGGACAGCCACCACACAUGCAGGGCCCACCCAUGACCGGUCCUCCGCCUCUGGGACCACCCCCAGCUCCCCCGAUGAGACCCCCCGGACCUCCAUCUGGGCCUCCACCAGGACCACCUCCAGGUGCUCCUCCCUUCAUGAGGCCUCCUGGUAUGCCUGCUGGCAUGAGAGGUCCAGUGCCUCGUAUGCUGCCACCGGGACCUCCUCCAGGCCGACCUCCGGGCCCCCCUCCCGGCCCUCCUCCUGGCCUGCCUCCAGGCCCCCCACCACGAGGACCUCCGCCCAGACUGCCACCUCCAGCACCGCCAGGUAUGCCCCCUCCUCCCCCUCGCGCUGGCGGCCCCCAGCGCCCCAUGGCCCCUCCCAUGUCCAUGUUCCCACCGCCGCUCAAUACCAACGUUCUCAGCGCCCCUCCCAGCAUCGUGCAGCGGCAGAAGGCACCGGGCUCCACAGGGCAGGACGCUCCCCAGAGCUCCAUGCCCCCUCCCCCCUCCAUGCCCAUGCGCCCAGGCGGUAUGCAGAUGCCCCCUCCGCCUGGCACCGCAGGGGCAACCAUCGAGAAACGGGCCAACAUCACCGCGGCUGCAGGGGGCGCAGCAGCAACCAUUUCCGCCAAGCCCCAGAUCAUCAACCCCAAAGCGGAGGUCACUCGCUUCGUACCCACGGCACUGAGGGUGCGCAGGGACAAGAUUGGACCCGGAGCUGGUGCAGGGCCGGUGGAUAAGGGCCCAGGAGGGAUGGUCGGGAGGAGGGAGGAGCUGAUGGGAGGUGGGCAUGGGCACGGGCACAAGCACCACCCCCCCGCUGCUUCUAUGGUGCACCCUUUGCAGGUGGGUGCUGUGGCGCCACCCAACAUGAAGACCAAGGACCAAGUGUACGAAGCCUUCAUGAGAGAGAUGGAGGGACUGCUUUGAAACCACAGAAAACGCAUUGUUAUAUAAAAGUUCAGUUAAAAUGUGUGCAACUAUUAAAGGUACUGUGUGGCAUUCAUUUAGUUUGUAUUACACACUUCACUGUGUCUACGAUAUCACCCACUCACUCGCUUUGUCAAAGGUGCAUUAUGUAACUUUUAUAUUCAAGUGUCCACCACCCCCUGUCGCCAUGGGGAUGUCAUUGCUUUGUCUGGAAUGUUCCACAGUAGUGAUGUGCGGGUCGACUUUUUUUCUCUUUUCUCAUUUUCAUUUGAAAUUAAUUGUAGUAGGAAUAAAGUUGUUGUCUUUGUGCAGGUAAAGACAUGUAAAUACAAAAUGAGCCCUUAUUUGUCAGUUACAGAACAUGCAUUGGAUGAAACGGAGAAACCAUCCACCCGAACCUUCUGUAUUUCUUCACUUUGAGUUAUGUUACCCACCCGAACCCGUGGUUUGAGGGUGGGUCCCUUGGGUUACGAGUCGAUCCGCGCAUCACUAUUCCACAGUAUGGCAUUAAACUUAUCUAGCUUGCAUGAGUUCAAUUAUAGUUGUUUUCAUUGCCCAAAAUUACCUUGAAAAACAUGCAUUCUUACUGUGAACACAUGAUGCCAUACAGUGGAACAUUCUAGGCAAAACUAUGAUAUCUCCAUGGAGACAAGAUGUAUAGCCUCCUGUAUAAAAGUUACAUAGUGCACUGUUUUAAUACUUGUUUAACAUGUAAAAAAAUGUGUCCAAAUGGUUAUAGUUUGGAACAGCUAAUUGUGAAUUCAAAUAUUCUUGGUUAAUUCUAAAAUGUUAGAGGCACUACUUCCUGUAUAAAAGUGAAGAGAAGUAUAAGUGACUAUUUAUUGUUCUUUUCCACCAUAUUUUGCACACUGUACCUUUAAAAGCCACACACACACAUAGUAAACAGUAUCCUGCACUAACUCUAGGAUAUGAUACAUCUUUGUUUUGUUCCAAACAUGAUUAUGAAUGAUGCCAUUUCAUGUGACUUUUUUGGAUAAUUGUAUUUUGGCUGUUUAUUUCAUGUGAUUGUAGUCCCCAACUCCCCAUACCUGCAGCCAUACUGUAGGUGUGGGCUGUUUGUCAGGCCUCAGCAAAGUAGGCAUACAUUUCUGGAAAUGUUAGAUCUGCUGCCCAAUAAAUGCUCAUUUUGUUUUU
Periophthalmus magnuspinnatus is the source of this 3370-nucleotide messenger RNA. It is a transcript of the gene wbp11, whose product is annotated as WW domain-binding protein 11. The record is from RefSeq and is a predicted model, not a curated record. The transcript is spliced from 12 exons. Gene Ontology annotation, cellular component: spliceosomal complex. Bases 194 to 2215 code for a protein of 673 amino acids. Lineage: Eukaryota; Metazoa; Chordata; Actinopteri; Gobiiformes; Gobiidae. Gene Ontology annotation, biological process: mRNA cis splicing, via spliceosome.